This is a messenger RNA of Cheilinus undulatus (humphead wrasse), 2532 nucleotides long. RefSeq names its product phospholipase B domain containing 1a (gene plbd1a). The coding region runs from base 128 to 1744 and encodes 538 amino acids. Gene Ontology annotation, cellular component: extracellular region. Gene Ontology annotation, biological process: phospholipid catabolic process. The transcript has 11 exons. The record is from RefSeq and is a predicted model, not a curated record. Gene Ontology annotation, molecular function: glycerophospholipase activity. NCBI's taxonomy places the organism in Eukaryota, Metazoa, Chordata, Actinopteri, Labriformes, Labridae.
AGAGGUCCACAGAAAUUCCCUUCAACACAUGACCGACUAUUUCCUUCUCGCCCAAACCUCCUUGGGUGAACCUCUGUGCCGGUGUCUGCUCUGUGUUUUUUUUUUUAUUUUAACUGUUUAAACAGCCAUGUUUUCACUAAGGAGGAUUUUUGUGUUUCUUUUGUUUCUUACAGCGUCAACUUUCGUCCGUGCUGACAAGAUGACGACAGCCACCGUGUACUGGGACCCUGCUCAGAAGACGGUCAUCCUAAAGGAGGGGGUGGUGGAGACAGAGGGGGAUGCGUAUGGAUAUCUGAACGACACCCUGCGCACCACAGGCUGGAGCGUGCUGGAGGUCCACGCUGGGUAUGGACAGACUCCUGAAACUGAUGAGCUCACGUUCUUCCUGGCUGGUUACCUGGAAGGAUUCCUCACCGCCCAGCAGAUGAUGGAUAAUUACGUCAACAAGUAUCCUCAGCUGAUCACAGACCCAAAGAUCCUCGCUGCUGUUCAGAGUUUUAUGGAGAAGCAGGAUGCAUGGACCAGAGAGCAGGUGAGACUGAACCAAGGCUCUGAUCCUCUGUGGAGACACGCCGGGUUCAUCGUGGCUCAGAUGGACGGGCUGCAGGCCGGAGCUGCAGACUGGGCCAAGAAACAAGGAAAGAAGCCUCUGUCCCUGUUUGACGUUCAGUUCCUAAAUUCAGUGGGAGACCUGCUGGAUCUGAUCCCUGCCCUGGUUCCUGAUUCUAACCAUCGGCCCAAGGACUUCAAACUUCCAGGGAUGGGGCACUGCUCUGCUCUCAUCAAGCUGCUGCCCGGUUAUGAGAACCUCCUGUUUGCCCACUCCAGCUGGUACACGUACGCCGCCACGUUGAGGAUCUACAAACACUGGGAUUUCAACAUCUCUGACCCUAACACAGCCACGGGGAGACUGUCCUUCAGCAGCUACCCUGGGUUCUUGGUGUCUCUGGAUGAUUUCUACCUCCUUGGCAGUGGACUCAUGAUGACACAGACCACCAACAACGUCUUCAACUCCUCCUUGUUCGACCUCAUCACUCCUAAAAGUCUGCUGGCCUGGCAGAGGGUCCGCCUGGCUCACAGUUUGGCUCACAAUGGAGAGGAGUGGGCCAAAACUUUCUCUAUGCACAACUCGGGGACCUAUAAUAAUCAGUACAUGGUGUUGGACCGCAGUAAGCUCAAGUUGGGCGUCAGUGUUUCUGAUGGCGCUCUGACGGUGGUGGAGCAGAUCCCCGGGCUGGUGGAGUACUCAGACCAGACUCAGGCUCUCCGCAGAGGUUACUGGCCGUCUUACAACGUCCCCUUUCAUAAGAAGAUCUACACCCUGAGCGGUUACGUCCAGAUGUGGCAGGAGUUUGGAGAAGACUUUUCCUACGAUCUGUGUCCCAGAGCAAAGAUCUUCAGACGGGACCAGGCCAACGUGAAGGACCUGGACUCUUUAAAGUUCAUCAUGAGGUUCAACGAUUACAAGAAGGAUCCGUACUCUAAGGGGGACCCCUGCAAGACUGUCUGUUGCCGUGGAGACCUGAGGACAGAGAAGCCUUCUCCAUCUGGAUGCUAUGACACCAAGGUGACUGAUUUCCUCAUGGCGGAGAAAUUCACUGCGGAGGCGUUGAAUGGGCCGACCACUCAGGGAGGACUGCCCCCGUUCUCCUGGGGAAACUUCAGCAGCAUCAGUCACCAGGGUCUGCCCACGUACUACAACUUCACCUUUGUCAGGAUGCAGCCUCUUCUGUUCAGGCCGUGACCUGAGCGGGUGCGUGGGAUGAUUUCAGAGGUGUGAAUGACAUCAGCAUUUUUAUUUUGACUACUUGCGUCCAAAAGCAUUCGUUUUUUUUAAAGAACCUCCUUCUAUGUGAUAAAGUCCAAAAACUGCCAAUUAGACUUUAAUCAAUUUUCUAAAGAAUGUGCAUCUGUAUGUUUAUGAGAUGAUUAACUCUGGAAUAAGCUUGUCAGAAAUGUCAACACUUUAAUAAUAGUAUUAUUAUUAUUGUUAUAGAUUUGAAAAGCUUUAAAACCCUACAGAUCUUCAGCCAUUUUUAACCUAUAAUAGAAACUAAAUCACUGCUUAUAUUGCACAAAAACAUUGACAACAAGUGGGUGAAGCUAAAGAGGAGCCGGAGUUUCCCUGCUUACUUUAGUGGUAUCAAACCAGUGCCACAAAAUAUCAGGACGUCCCUACCUUAUAUGUGAAAGAAAUCAGCUGUUUUUUAUGUAUUUAACUAAAUGUGCCUUACACAAAAAGAGUGGUUUUAUGAUUUUAGCACUAAAACUGGUGGUUUUGCUGUCUUUAACUCUUUUUAGCAUGAAUGUCUUCAUACUUUGAUUUUCUUUGAAUCAAACAAUCAAUGCAAUGUCCGACUCAGGGCGGUGGAGUUUUCAGGGGCUGUGAUUUAUCUGUUUAUUUCUUACAUGGUGCAAAUUGAGAUUUUCUCAGUUUUGUGUUUUUAUAAGCCUAUUUUUACCGUGAAUAUGAACUGUGAUGUUACAUGUCUUUAUCGUGUAUCAUUUUAAAGUUUUUAUUAAAGUUUUUGA